This is a messenger RNA of Ceratosolen solmsi marchali, 4273 nucleotides long. RefSeq names its product Toll-like receptor Tollo (gene Tollo). Gene Ontology annotation, molecular function: protein binding; signaling receptor activity. The record is from RefSeq and is a predicted model, not a curated record. The coding region runs from base 453 to 4208 and encodes 1251 amino acids. Gene Ontology annotation, cellular component: plasma membrane. Gene Ontology annotation, biological process: signal transduction. NCBI's taxonomy places the organism in Eukaryota, Metazoa, Arthropoda, Insecta, Hymenoptera, Agaonidae. The transcript has a single exon.
GCAAGAUCACCGCGGACUUUUUUCGAACGGUGAACGCGCGAGAAGGAACGCAAGCGAUCUCGUUCGUAUAAAACGAGCUCUUGUCCAAUCGAUUUUGGGCCGCUACUGGGCUCAAGAAUCGGUGACAGUAAGGUACAGAAUAGGUACGGGAGCGAGGCUGAAAAGAGGAGCGCCCCCCGGGACGAUCGUAUCGCGACGGGUUGACAAAUGCCCAGCACAAAUCAAACCGUCGAUCCUCCGUGCGCCAAGUGAAAAUGAGAUCACUCGUUGGCUCACCUUGCGGCGGUUGAUGCUGCCGCGAGGCCCUGAGAGGCAAAGGACCAUAAUGUGCAAUGUGAAGAUAAAGCUCGGCGCCGUCUCGAUGGAUCGAUUGCAAUUACCACUUGGCAGCCGUCACUGAGUAAUUUAGCAAUUACGCGCGGACGCGCGUAAGGUUCCACGAACGUCGCACAAUGCAGGGCAAUCCCGCCUUCCUCGCGAUCCUCCUUGGCACGAUAUUCUGCGUGCUGGGCGCCUCGUUAAGUCGCGCGGUCAGAUACAAGGCGCCCGACGAAUGCGAAUGGUUGACGGAAGGCGAUGGCGAAGACGACGUGUCGCUGGUAUGCCGGCUCAGGACAAUCAACAGCGAGCUGGAGAACACGAAUUUCAGUGUUAUCCAACCUCAUCACACGGUGCGGCUUCGACUCGAAUGCAGCGACGCUCUGUUUUAUCAAAGUUCCUUGAGCGCCGGUAGCUUUCGGCCACUGGUCGAAUUGAAAGAGCUCGUAAUCGAGUAUUGCAAGAUCGGUAAUUUGUCGGACGAUGCGUUCCGGGGACUGAGGGAGCUGAGGAACCUCACGGUCCGGACGUACAAUACCGAUUGGUCGUCUAUGACACUCGAGGUAUCGCAGCGAGCUUUUACGGAGGAGCUGAGCCAACUUGAGAAACUUGACUUGAGCAACAACAACAUGUGGAGCCUGCCGGAGGGGUCGCUCUGUCCAUUAUUUAAUUUGGAGCUUCUGAAUCUGACGAAAAAUCGAUUGCGCGAGGUGUCGAGCUUCAAAUUCAACUUGGGCAGUAGAUGCGUGUCCAACCUGAGGAUACUGGACCUGAGCAACAAUAGCAUCGAGUCAUUGCCGUCCGCGGCAUUCUCGGGCCUCACGAGGCUGCAUUCAUUAAACUUGAGGAGCAAUAACAUCGCUUUUAUAGCCGACAGAGCGUUCGAGGGCAUGGGUGUAUUAACGACGAUCGAGCUCACGAACAAUCGGCUUGGUAGCUUGCCGCCAGAAUUGUUUGUAGAUGCGCGAGAUAUUAAAGAGAUACAUAUCCGUAAUAAUACGCUUGCGAUCCUGCCGCCCGGCAUAUUCAGCGAGCUUACGCAGCUUUUGGUUCUGGACAUGUCGAUGAACGACCUCACGGCCGAGUGGAUUAAUUCGGGGACGUUCGCGGGAUUGGUACGACUGGUUGUUUUGGAUCUCGCUGACAAUCAAAUAACUCGCCUCGAGUCCUCGGUAUUCCGUGACCUCUACAGUCUGCAAAUCCUCCGGCUCCAAGAGAAUCUCAUCGAAUUCUUGCCCGAGAACACGUUCGCGGCUUUAUCGAAUCUCCACACGCUGGUGCUGAGCGAUAAUAGGCUGUCUACCAUCGACGCCACGACGUUUAGCGGCCUCUACGUGCUGAGCCUGCUAUCCCUCGAUAAUAAUAGGCUGGGCGAUUUGCAUCCGACGUCGUUAAGGAACGCGUCCUCGCUGCAGGAUCUUCAUUUGAACGGGAAUCGGCUGAUGGCGAUUCCGGAGGCACUGAGAGCCACGCCGCUGCUACGCGCUCUCGACCUCGGCGAGAAUCUCAUCUCCGGCAUACCCAAAGGCACCUUCGAUCACAUGACUCACCUAGGUGGACUGAGACUCAUCGAUAAUCACAUCGGCAAUCUCACUAAGGGAAUUUUCGAUAAGAUCAGGGAUCUCAACAUCCUCAAUCUAUCGGGCAAUCGAAUCCAAUACAUCGAGCCCGGUGCAUUCGACGAAAAUCUUAAGCUCCAGGCUAUUCGGCUCGACGGCAAUCGACUGACCGACAUUAGCAACCUGUUUACGAAAUUGCCAAAUCUCGUUUGGCUCAAUGUCAGCGAUAAUAAGCUGAAGAGCUUCGAUUACGCCAUGAUACCGACCGGCCUGCAGUGGCUCGACAUACACGCCAACGAGAUUACCGAGCUUGGCAAUUAUUAUGAAAUCGAGUCGCAAUUGCAGCUCAAUACGUUCGACGCAAGUGUAAAUAAGCUUACGGAGAUAACGGGCAGCUCCAUACCAACCAGUGUCGAGAUGCUUUAUUUGAACGACAAUCUGAUAACGCGCGUGCAAAGCUACGCUUUCUUCAAAAAGCCCAAUCUGACGCGCGUGGACUUGAAGGGCAAUCGUAUACGCAGAAUCGAGCCGUACGCGCUGCGAAUAACGGCCGUGCCGCCCGAAAAGUCGCUCCCUGAAUUUUACAUAGGCGACAACGAUUAUCUCUGCGACUGCACGAUGGAGUGGCUUCAGCGCGUCAAUCGCCAAGGCCAGAAUCGUGUCCAGCCUCGCGUAAUGGACCUCGAGAGCAUCUAUUGUGAAUUGCUUUACGAUCGCGAGCGGCUUUACGUGCCGCUUGCCGAAGCCGCGCACUCGCAGUUCCUCUGUAAAUACGACACACACUGUUUCGCGCUAUGCCACUGCUGUGACUUCGACGCCUGUGAUUGUGAAAUGACCUGCCCGACCAAUUGCACGUGCUAUCACGACCAAACGUGGACUGCCAACGUCGUCGAUUGCUCGAUGGGCGGGCACGUGGGCAAGCUGCCGGAACAAAUUCCAAUGGACGCGACGCGCCUGUAUUUGGACGGUAAUGAUUUGCGCGCCAUAGCUAGUCACGCAUUUAUCGGACGGAAGAAGCUCAAGAUGCUCUUUCUCAACGCAUCCAACAUCGAGAUCGUUCAGAAUCGAUCGUUCAAUGGCCUGCGAAAUCUCGAGGACCUUCACCUCCAAGACAAUGGCUUGCGGGAACUGAAGGGCCACGAGUUCAUCGGCCUCGACGCUCUACGCACGUUACGGCUCGAGCGCAAUCGACUUUCGGUCAUAUCCAACGAAACUUUCCUCACGCUACGCUCCCUAAUGGCGUUACGCCUCCAGAACAAUCGCUUAACGACCCUGGCGCUCUGGUCACUGCCGCCGAGGAUCGAGGUCACGCUCGCCGGCAAUCCCUGGACCUGCAAUUGCGAGUACAUACACGAGUACCGCGAGUGGGCUACGGGUUCGGGAGUGCGCGUUACCGAUGCGAUGGAGCUGCGGUGUGUGCAUAAUGGCUCCGCGGCGAUUACCGCCACGGCCGACAAGUCCUUCCGCGACGUUAAUGACUUGGGUGAAAGUGAUGAAGGUUACGGGUUCUCCCUCGUGACCGGGAAAGGCCUCGAUGCUAAUGGCUCGAUUUGCGCGGAUCUGGAGAGCAUCGAGAGCGGCGUUGCUGGCAAUCUCACCAAGACCAUUAUCGAGAGGCAGGCCCUCGAGGACUAUUUGCCGCUCCUCGUUAGCACGCUCGUCGCCUUUCUCCUCCUCAUGCUUAUCUGCAUGCUCGGCUUUUUCUUCCGUCACGAAAUGCGCGUGUGGUUCCACUCGCGAUUCGGCGUCCGGAUCUUCUAUCGGCACGCGGACGCCGAUAGGGACGAUCGCGAUAAGCUAUUCGACGCCUUCGUAAGCUACAGCUCCAAGGACGAAGCCUUUGUUGCCGAAGAGCUCGCUCCCGUAUUGGAAAUGGGUAGCCCAUCCUACAAGCUCUGCCUACAUUAUCGGGACUUCCCGGUGGGCAGUUUCAUUGCCGACACCAUAGUCCAAGCCGUGGAAUCGUCGCGCAGAACGAUAAUGGUGCUGUCGGAGAACUUUAUUAAAUCCGAGUGGUGCCGCUUCGACUUUAAGUCGGCGCAUCAUCAGGUGCUGAGAGAUAGGCGACGUAGACUUAUACUCGUGCUCGUCGGCGAUGUGCCGCAACGCGAUCUCGAUCCGGAUAUCAGGCUCUACCUCAAGACCAACACCUAUCUCCAAUGGGGUGACAAACUCUUCUGGGAGAAACUGAGAUUCGCCCUGCCGGAUGUGCCGAACAAUCAGCGAGGCACAACGCAGAGAAUACAGCCGCCGCCGGUGCGACGACAGCACAACAACCAAACGUCAACGUCGGCGGGCGAGAGGAAUCGCACCCUCGCCGUCCACAUCUAAUGCAAUUCGUGCUCUCUUUAUUCAACUACGCCUAUGUUCUAUCAAAUCCUUUAUCGAACACGCAC